Molecule: messenger RNA, 2248 nt
Organism: Capsicum annuum
Lineage: Eukaryota; Viridiplantae; Streptophyta; Magnoliopsida; Solanales; Solanaceae
Product: calcineurin B-like protein 3
Exons: 10
Coding region: 1357-2031 (224 amino acids)
Biological process (GO): calcium-mediated signaling
Molecular function (GO): calcium ion binding; kinase binding
Source: RefSeq, a predicted model, not a curated record
UUUUUUGAAUCUUGUUGUUAAAUUAAAGUUAGGUCAAAUAUACCAAAUGUCACGUGGAAAGUUGAAGUUGAAGUGUUGCCAAAAAAAGGAAAAAGGUCAUUCUUUUUUAAAAGGGCUAAAAGGGAAAGUAGUGAUCCUUUUUCGAAACCGAGGGAGUACCAAAAUACCCUUUAUCUUUGUGGUCCCAAACAUGACAUGUGGAAAGUUGAAAUUAAGGAGUUGCUAAAAAAGGAAACGAUCAUUCUUUUUGAAACGGACUAAAAAGGAAAGUAAGUCAGACAUAUUGAAACAGAGAGAGUAUAAGAUGUGGUGUUGUCGAGUUUCGUUAAUGUCCUUUGUCUUUUCUUUGGGGCAAGGUAUCAUUUUUAAUUUUCUGCAUUGGAGCAGUGGCGAACCCAGGCUUGCCGGGAAGACCUCCCUAAGAGGAGAAGGAAAAGAAUGAGUUUAGUUGUGUAGUGAGACUAGGUUUAAGUUCCAUUUGUUCUUUAGGAAGAUGAGAUUGGGUGGGAAAGAAAGUAAAAAGGGAAAAAGAAUUCUAUUUGGGGAACAAGGUUGGGAAAUCAGGAAAGGAAGUAGAAAAAGGAAAAUUAAAAGUAAAAGUAAAAAAGGAAGCAAAUAAAUAACAUGAAAGGAAAUAAAUGCAUCGGUUUAUUUAAGAGGAGAAGGGUGGUGGGUGGACCCAUUAUCCACCGAGUUUCGAACCUUGCGUCACUGGCCCUUGUGAUUUAUCAGUUAUUAAAAAUGAAAUGCAUCACCUUAAAGAAGAAUUUGAUGAAGUGAUUCAUCCCGCACCACAAGCAUUUUGUAGCGCAGCACCUCAUACUUGAUCAGCUAGCACAUUCGUGUUGCACAACUCUGAGUGCUCACUUUGUUUUUAUGUAACUUUAUUCUUGAUCAAUUUUGAAAAUAUAUUGAACGUGAUAAAAAAUCAUGGGUGCUUGAGCCCCACAAGGAUCUAGGCAGGUCUACCUACUUCUACAUUGCAGCGUCAGUACCUAGUAAAGCACCAGGGUGUUAUAAUCUGGAAUUUAUUGGUCAUAACUCAUGUAUAAUAAUCUGAAAGUUAUAUUCUUGUGAUAUUAUGCUUAUUGGGACUAGAGUAUAUGAUUACCUAGCAAGAAGUGUUUUAAUAAAUUUGAAGAAAGUGGAUACCAUUUCUCGUACUCUCAUCAAGGGAUAUCAUUUCUCUCUCUAUUUAUAACAGCAAUGGCUACAGGUGGAAACAAGUCGAAGCCAAAUUGAAACAUAUAGCUCGAAACUGAUCAGCUUCAGAAACCUUUAGCAUUUUACAUUCACUUAGGGCGAUAACAGAGAAUGGUCAAAAGAUAUGGAGCGUUUUGAAGCAGGAACUAUACCAUGUUGCAGUGCCUAGAGGGGAUCAAGCAUUUAGGUGCUUCUCUGUCUAAAUGUUUUGAUUUGGACAAGCAAUCAACAGCCUUUGAAGAUCCAGAGAUCCUUGCGCGAGAGACAGUUUUUAGCGUCAGUGAGAUUGAAGCUCUUUAUGAGCUCUUUAAGAAGAUUAGCAGUGCAGUGGUUGAUGAUGGGCUGAUCAACAAGGAAGAGUUUCAAUUGGCACUAUUCAAGACGAACAAAAAGGAAAGUUUGUUUGCUGAUAGGGUGUUUGAUUUAUUUGACACAAAGCACAAUGGAAUCUUGGGUUUUGAGGAAUUUGCUCGUGCCCUCUCUGUUUUCCAUCCAAAUGCUCCUAUUGAUGAUAAGAUUGAAUUUUCUUUUCAGCUAUACGAUCUCAAGCAACAAGGCUUCAUCGAGAGGCAAGAGGUGAAGCAAAUGGUGGUUGCUACCCUUGCUGAGUCGGGUAUGAACCUAUCAGAUGAUGUUAUUGAGAGCAUAAUUGAUAAGACUUUUGAAGAAGCUGAUACUAAACAUGACGGAAAGAUUGACAAGGAGGAAUGGAGAAGUUUGGUCUUGCAACAUCCUUCACUUUUGAAGAACAUGACCCUCCAGUAUCUUAAGGAUAUUACUACUACAUUCCCGAGUUUUGUCUUUCAUUCCCGAGUUGAGGAUACCUGACUUGGGAUAUACAGGCUGGAGUUUAGAGAACUACAUUUACAUUCUCUUUUUCCUGUUGUCAGGGCAAUUAGCCAGUUUAUCGAUGUCUGGAUACGGUUCUUUGCUCUUGUUUUUACUCUAUUUCAAAAUUCGAAUAUUUUCUUGAUUUCUUGUUCAUUUUGAGUGUGGUGGUUAUGUAUUAUGUUGCCGUAGUAAUAAAUGUCUGGUUUCCAAUUCA